This is a messenger RNA of Alligator sinensis (Chinese alligator), 3370 nucleotides long. It is a transcript of the gene PSMD5, whose product is annotated as proteasome 26S subunit, non-ATPase 5. Gene Ontology annotation, cellular component: cytosol. Gene Ontology annotation, biological process: proteasome assembly. NCBI's taxonomy places the organism in Eukaryota, Metazoa, Chordata, Crocodylia, Alligatoridae. Bases 1 to 1446 code for a protein of 481 amino acids. The transcript is spliced from 10 exons. The record is from RefSeq and is a predicted model, not a curated record.
AUGGGUUCGGGGCACCGUCCAACCCCUCAGGAGAAAGCAGGCGAGAGUCGCUGCGCGCGCUCGCCUGCCCGGCGGCUGCAGCAGUUUGGUUUCUUGGAGAAACGGGAGCAGGUGUCCUUGUGCGUGUCCAUCUUGGAGCGGUUCCUUCAGGCCCUGGACCCGCUGGAUGUCAUCCGCAACUUCCGGGGCGAGCUGCAGGAAGGGCUCUUCCACCCCGACGACACUGUCAAGAUCCUCACCAUCUCGCAGGUUGGAAGGAUAGUUGAAAAUUCAGAUGCCGUUAGAGAAGUUGUUGGUAAUCCUGAAUUACUAAGGCAGAUCAUUUAUUGCAUUGGUGGGGAGAAAAUAUCUGUAGCUAAAGAGGCCAUCAAAUCGCUGUCAAGAAUAGCACAGACCCAAGAUGGGCUUGAGGCUUUAUUUGGAAGAAGUCUGUUAGUUGACUUGAAAAAUGUCAUGGGAACAAGUGAUAUUGUACGAUAUAGAGUAUAUGAGUUAAUUGUUGAGAUUUCUUCAGUGUCAGCAGAUUCUUUGAAUUACUGUGCAAACAGUGGAUUAAUAUCUGACCUGCUUGGCGAGCUGACUGGAGAGGAUGUGCUGGUCAGAACAACCUGCAUUGAGAUGGUGACCUCUUUGGCUUACACUCAGCAUGGACGUCGGUAUCUUGCCCAACAAGGGAUCAUUGAUAAAAUUUCUAAUAUAAUCAUUGGUGCAGAUUCUGAUCCGUUCUCAGGCUUCUACUUGCCAGGAUUUGUUAAAUUUUUUGGAAAUCUGGCUAUUGUAGACAGCCCUCAGCAGAUCUGUGAACAGUACCCUGUGUUUGUGGAAAAAGUCUUUGAAAUGGCAGAAGGUCAUGACCCAACCAUGAUUGGAGUAGCUGUGGACACGCUUGCAAUCCUAGGAUCAAAUAUGGAAGGAAAACAGGUUUUGCAGAAAACUAAGAGUCGGUUCCAAGAUCUGCUGAACAGAAUUGGGCACCACGCAAAGAAUGCUCCAACAGAGCUAAGACUUCGGUGCUUGGAUGCCAUAUCUUCUCUUCUUUACUUGCCACCAGACCAGCAGACAGAAGACCUCCUAAGAAUGACUGAAUCCUGGUUUGCCUCCUUAUCAAGCCAGCCUUUGGAGCUCUUCAGGGGCAUCAGCACUCAGCCGUUUCCUGAUCUCCACUGUGGGGCUUUAAGAGUAUUUACUGCCAUUGCAAGCCAGCCGUGGGCCCAGAAAUCGAUGCUUGAAAGUCCAGGAUUCAUAGAAUACAUCGUAGACCGAUCUGUGGAACCCGACAAGCCUUCAAAGGAUGCCAAAUAUGAACUGGUUAAGGCCCUUGUCAAUUCUAAGACAAUUGCUGAAAUCUUUGGAAACCAGUAUUUCCUAAGGCUUAAGGCUUACCUGCGUGAAGGUCCUUACUAUGUUAAGGCUGUAUCUACCACUGCUGUGGAAGGAGCAGAAUAGUAUCACUCACUCCUCAUUUUUCCUUUCUGGCAAUCCCCAUAGUACUGGAGCAGUGCUUAGUACAAAGUGACUCCAGUUCAGGGGAUUUGACCUCAUGGAAGGAACUCAAGUAUCUGACACUGUUGGAAAUGACAGGGUCAGGAGAGUAACUCUCAACCAUAGGGCACAGUGUAACUUUCUUAAGGGUAUCAUGGUGUAUACAUAAGUCCCCCUUCUGUAUGGGUGCAUAUUAUAUUGUUUAAAAAUAACACUGACUGAGAUGAGCAUUUUGUCAGUAGCUGAUUUAUGUUUUAUUUUGCAGAAGUUACUGGUAUAUGUUUAGACUGAGAGUUCCUGGUUUUGAGGCUCUCAUCAUGUUUUCUUGUAAAAUCAAAGAAAAAGCAGAUUCUGUAACAUCAAAUGCUGAAGUUUAGGAAAUAUCUUUCUUUCUUUCUUUUUUUUUUUUUUUCUUCUCUCUCAUGUGGUACACCAGUAGAAAAUCCUGUCCUAACUGACCACAUGUCAUUAAAGAUUAAAUUUUAUUAAAACAAAAUAGAUAAAUCCUGGGAGUUCUCAUACUAACAUGAGAUGGCACGUAGAAGACUCCUUAUUUUCAGUUUCCUUCGCUGGACAUGCAUCUCACAUGAAUGGAUGAUGCUAAAUAUUGUUUACAUUUGUACGGUCAGAGUGAAUGUAAAAAAUCUCGAACUUUUUUGCAAAUAUUCACCUUUGAUAAAGCAGGUACAAAAACAAAUGGGAAAUGUUGACUUUGCUGUUAGAUGCUAUUUCUCGCUGGCAGCUUGGAUUACAUGUUGAAGAGAUGAUAUGAAUAUGCUCUUCUUUGGUCAGUCUGUCUACUUCAGAACCAAAUUUUAACUAGUUCUCGCUUUUUUUUUUUUUUAUAUAUAGAUAUUUUUUUAUUUAAAACAACUAUAUGCAAUAAGGCAUCAAGGCUUAGUGUGUAAAGGCAUAAACUGAACCAAGGAGGAAAACUUCUAGAACAGCUUGUGUGUAGUAUGUGGGUGUACGUCCUCCUCUGAAGAUAAGCUGUUGUGGGGAUGAGGUCCCAGGCUAGCUAGACCAUUGGUUAGUUAGUUUGGUAAUGCUGGUGUCUGUCAGUCCACAGAUCAAGUUUACUUAAUAUUUGUGUUCUGCCGUAAUUUAAACCAUCAGUUUACUUUUGCUAAGGGCGUAAAAUACCAUUUAUUGCAUAAUUUAAAAAAAAUGAUGUUAAGGGAACACUAAGGUUACCUCGUAAUGUUGUAAUAAUACAUCAGGUUAGACGCACAGUAUGGCAGUGGCUUGGUCAUUUGCCCAUCCUGCCAAGCCAUGGUGAAUGAGUGAAUCGCCUCGAUUGCACUGCAGCACCCCUCUGGCUGUGUGUGGGUUUUGGGCAGGAGGAGAAAUACCAUCCCUGUCUUUGAUGCAAGACUUGUCGUCAUAAAUGGGACAAGACAGACAAAGGCUCAGGGUGCCCAGAGGGUUAGGGGGUGGAGAGGGAAAGCGAUUUAAUUCAUUCUCUCAAUGUAGAGUAACUUGUUAAGCAACUUCUACUUAUGUACAUGAACUGCAAUUAUUAUGGAUAUCGGCCCUUAUCCUGUGGUUAGAACUGUCUGUCAGAAAGCCUUAUAUAAAUAAUUACAUCUGUGGUACCUGAUACUGGACAGUGUAAUAUUUUAGUGUCUCUCUCCCUUGUCAGGAAAAAGGGCAAACCUGUUUGUUGCAUUAAGGGAAACCAUCACCAGAAACGCUGUAAAUCCUGCAUGUGGAAACCAUUUAAAAAAAAAAUGUUUUUAAGCUAUGUUGAAAGUAGUUAAAAAUACCUGCUUUUCCUUGGACUGACUAGUCUCCAUGUUAUGGGUUUAGUUAGAUUUUGUGUGCUGGUAACCAUUGUAUGAGCCCUGUAUUGAAAUUUCAGUAAAAGUAAACUAGUAUAUAAACUUUU